Messenger RNA from Eleginops maclovinus (Patagonian blennie), 682 nucleotides. RefSeq names its product Golgi-associated plant pathogenesis-related protein 1-like. Gene Ontology annotation, cellular component: extracellular region. The coding region runs from base 66 to 512 and encodes 148 amino acids. Lineage: Eukaryota; Metazoa; Chordata; Actinopteri; Perciformes; Eleginopidae. The transcript is spliced from 6 exons. The record is from RefSeq and is a predicted model, not a curated record.
GCUGAAGGAAGUGUAUCUUCAUCCCUCCACACCUACAGUAAGCAGGCUUCAUUGCAACACACACAAUGGCAGAUGCAAGCUUCCAGAAGGAGUUCCUGGAAACCCACAAUGCCUACAGGGCGAAGCAUGGUGCGCCACAACUGACCCUUAACAGCGAGAUGUCUGCCGCAGCUCAGAAGUGGGCUGACCACCUGCUGUCAAUCAACAGCCUGCAGCACAGUGACAAUAAUGACGGAGAGAACAUCUACAACAUGUGGAGUUCAGCAGCCAGCAAUUCCACAGGGAAAGAAGCUGUGGAUUCGUGGUACAGUGAGAUCAAAGAUUACGACUGGAGCAGCCCGGGUUUCAACGGCAACACUGGGCAUUUCACUCAGGUGGUGUGGAAGGAGAGCAGGGAGCUGGGUGUGGGGCUGGCCACCGAUGGACACAGUGUGUUUGUGGUUGGGCGCUACAGGCCAGCUGGCAACAUGGUCAAUCCGGGAUACUUCGAGGCAAACGUCCUCAAAGAGUAAAGGCUGUGCCUUUUACAGCUGGCAGAGAAGAGGGUGGAGCAGGAAGCCCCUCCAGUGGUGGAGCAAGCCCGAAGAAGAGCUGCACCCUGCUGUAGGCGACAGUGACCGUCCCUCCCAGCUCCAACUCACUGCUGCUUAAUGUGUUCCUUGUUCUUAAAUAGCAAACAGCC